Molecule: messenger RNA, 606 nt
Organism: Oppiella nova
Lineage: Eukaryota; Metazoa; Arthropoda; Arachnida; Sarcoptiformes; Oppiidae
Source: the annotation of a GenBank genome assembly
AUGCUUACCAUGGGUUUGGACUCAAUUGUGUAUUUGUUACACGAAUAUUGGGUCGACACCAAUGAACAUAUUAAAGAUUAUCCACUUAUUGGCGGAGGACCUGGUUUAAUUAUAUUAAUUAUGUUAUCAUGGUUAUUGUUUGUCACUAAAUUAGGUCCAAAUUUUAUGAGAAAUCGCAAACCAUUUGUAUUGCGGAAAAUAAUGAUAGCAUAUAACUUGGUAUUAGUUGUGAUAAAUGCAUACUUCAUAUACACUUCAUUCAAAUGGUUAGAGUUUGGCCGCAAGUCAUGGAACCCAAGACUACCCCCGAGUAACCAAUGGUCACAGAAAGCCAUCCAAGAGUUGCCCGAAAAAUCAAACCAGGUCUCAAUGCUUCACGUCUAUCAUCAUUUUAUUGUUCCUAUAAUGGGUUAUCUUGUGGUUAAACAGUGUCCGCAAACAUUUGUUGUGGAAAUGUUUUGUUUUCUUAACUCCUGUGUCCAUUUGACAAUGUAUUCAUAUUAUCUAUUGUCGGCAUUUGGACCCCAAAUACAGCCCUAUUUAUGGUGGAAGAGAUAUAUCACACGAUUGCAGUUAAUACAAUUUGCCUUAUGGAGAUAUGAAUAA